Laccaria bicolor S238N-H82 is the source of this 6771-nucleotide messenger RNA. RefSeq lists its product as uncharacterized. Gene Ontology annotation, cellular component: MIS12/MIND type complex. Gene Ontology annotation, biological process: cell division; protein phosphorylation; mitotic sister chromatid segregation. The record is from RefSeq and is a predicted model, not a curated record. The transcript is spliced from 17 exons. The coding region runs from base 1 to 6771 and encodes 2256 amino acids. Lineage: Eukaryota; Fungi; Basidiomycota; Agaricomycetes; Agaricales; Hydnangiaceae. Gene Ontology annotation, molecular function: protein kinase activity; ATP binding.
AUGGCGUCGCGAAGGACCUCUGUCCGCGGCAAGCAUGGUUCUUCCGUCACUGCCCUUGCUGCUGCCACUCAGUUGAAAGCCGAUCUCGACAAUCUCCCUUCGGCCUCCGUUCCUUUAUCGCAGAGAGUUUCAAAGAGGCUCCUUGCGAUACCGAAGACCUCCCCUGGUAUGGUGACUUUUACACAUUUCACCCUUGUUCUUGCUCACGCUUUCGUCGCAGUAUUGAAAUCGACUCUGGACACCCCUGCUUCAGCCUCCUCAUUGAGUACACCGAUAACCCCAAGGUACCCGCGCAGAACGCGUGUCACUUCUACCACUGUCCCAACGCCCCCAUCCUCCGUUCCUUAUUUUUUCACUUGGAAUCCUACUUCGCUCGUGGACGAGGCGAACGUCAAGGGAAGUGUCAGUUCCCGACGGCCCCGUUUUUAUGACAUGCACCUCCACGAAGACCUCACUCUCAAGAAAGUCGUCUUGGUCCCUGACAUGGCCUCGCAAAUUGCGAAAGUUGCAGACACAUCACUGAAAAAACAUUACGAUGUUUUCCUGCGUGGAGCCGCAGCCCAGCCAACAAAGAUGACUUUAUCUAGUGUCAAAAUCCGCCACACACAGAGUGAAUCAGAAGUACGGAGCUUUUACCAGGAUGACAUCGCACCUGCCUGCCGGAAAAUGGCAUCGAUGCUCGGUUUAGGAAUUAGCAACGAGACCGUCUUCGGCUGGAGCACCGACCGCCCUGAACAGAAACGAGCUAUGGCCGAUGGGUUUCUUUCGCUCAAAGCGGGCUCAACUACUCUCUGCAAAGAUUUACGGGCGCAUAUCGAUCUCAUUCUGUAUUGGAAGCUUGACAUUCUCGUACUAUGGGAGUUCAAAAGCCUUGCCGCGGGCUGCAGAGGUGUCAUGAUGGCAAUUCGGCAACUGGCCACAAACAACUCUUUCGUCUGGACGGCUUGCACUCCCAGCUGUCAUUGUAACUCGAAGAAGUUCCAUCCGCACGAUAACCCGAGGUUUGUCAGGACGGGAAGGAAAACUGGUCCCGAUGCCCGGUCUCCUCCCUGGACUUUUAUCUCUCCACGAGAGAAGAAGCGUUCAUUUGAUGAUAUGUGGGAGGAUGAUCUUCCAGACGGCGAUCCAACUGAGGAGGAAUAUCCGGUGCCCGACUCCGUGAAAGAGACUAAUAUCACUAAAGCACACGAUAUUCUGCAGCAGGGCUGGGCAGAGGCCGUUCAGUCUGACGCCACUUUUUUUGUGAUCAACGCGGGUCAAUACGAAUAUCUUUGCCUUCGAUACCGGGAGGAACAAACGCUCUAUGUAUCGGACCCGAUAAAAAUCUGCGAGUCAGUUCCCGCCUAUGGGAAACUUCAUACUGGGCUGUAUAUUGCGGCCUUUGAGGACGCACUCGACCGCGCUGAACAGCUGAGACAAAUACAAGACUCACCAAGCCUGGUUUUUGAUCGCCUUUACAGUCGCAAAUAUCCUUAUGAUAGAGUCCAGUACAACCACGUUUUUCAACUCGACAUCGCGUCUCAUGAGGAAGAGAUCGUCGAUCAGGCUAAAGAUCAAGAGCUACUCUUUAAAAUAAGCCAGACACUGGAACAGAACCUUGAAAUCCGAAUACAAUCAAAUGUUCAAGACGUCCUGGAUCAAGCUUAUCAAAUACAGAUACAAAGAUUCCGACGAUUGAACAGUGAAGGCGUUCCGUUUGACGGUCCUGACGGUCCACACACCUUUCUCUUGAGGCUUCAAUCAUUAACUGACAGGGUCUUUGAUUGUACGGCGGUAACACCAGACAAGUCUUUCAGAAAGGAGUUCGUACUAAAAGUGGCAGAACGGAAAUCCGACCAGGUAAAACUUCGCGACGAGUAUAUGAGGUAUCUUUGGCUCAAAGAAGAGGGGUUUACCAACGCGGUGGAAAUGUUUGGGCUAUUCGGAUGCGAGGUGGAUGGGAUGCUGAAAUUGGGACUUCUUUUAUCAUAUGGUGGCGUUUCGCUCUUUCACUCCGCCAGCGUGAUCACAAAGAUAAAGCUGUGGGUGUUGAAAGAAUUAUGUCAGUGCCCAGCUCACCCUUUCAAUAGCGCACGUUUGCAGCCACAAGCCGAGAAGAUUUUGAAGGAUCUCAAGCGGCAUGGCAUCAUGCACCAUGGGCUACUCUUACAGCAUUUCCUUGUCAGCUCGGCAGAUCGCCUCUCGCUAAUCAGCUGGGCACACGCUGAUCAUCAUUUCGGGUCGUUCGAGGAGGGCGUUAGCAUGGAUGAAGAUGACUCGCUUGAACGGCUAGACCUGACUGAAGCAGAGACGGACACAAUGACCGACCUCAUGAAGCAGAGGAGAGCAAAGCGGCGCGAUGAGUUGGAGAACGAAGUAAUGACUCGUAAAUCAAGCUUUUAUGCAACGCCAAUGGCGUCAGCAUCGCCUGAACCUACAGACGAGGAAGAGAUCAAUCUCACCUACAACGCCAAUCCUGCCGUUCUGCAGCAAAGUGAAGAAUACCAGCCCAUCCCCCCCCUGUCAGCGGUGACCUUCCAUGACAAGCAUCUGGAUUCUAGCUUGGUUCUCAAACAUGUUGAAGCGUUGCCUUCACUAGUUGCUGGCUUGUCCGACCUUGCCACAGACCUGGCUAGAAACAUUGCAGAUAACAACAUUUCGUUGCCAAAGGGUCAUAGUUUUCUUGGUGCAACUUGGGAACCAGAAAUGCAAGAUGCGGUGUGUGUGGCGAAACACUACCUGUCGUAUGUUUCGAAGUCGUGUUCAUUCUUGGGUUCAACUUUAGCCUUUCAUCCAACGUGUACCGAAUGGUUUACCAUCAUGUGUUGGAAGAAGCCAUCGGCCACUACAGAAAUUGCUUUUGCAGUGGACGGCUUUUCUCUAUCCAUUUGCCGCACGGAGGUUGAACCUUACAAGUUGGAUUUCUCGCUCCCUUUGGAACAGUUCCUUGAGGACGAGACAAAGCAGGAGUUCCUUGAACUGCUUACUGAGUUUCCUCAUCUUAUCACUGGGCAAAUGUUCGCCGUGACAGAAGAAGCCAAGCAGCUAUUAACGAGACUACUGGAGUGCCCUUUACCUAAAUUUCCCUGGAUAACGUCUCGUACCGAGGGUUCAGCUUACAGUCACCUUACGGGUGCGAAAAUCGGUGGGCCAGAUUCAGCAAAGCUCCCAUGGCUCGAUCAGAAAAAAACCCAACCUCUGGCCUGCGGAACGGAAAAAACGCGGUUAUUCAAAACUUCCCGCCGCAUUAUUGUGCCUUCGCGCAUUGGAACAAAGCGCGGACGCAGACACGAUGACCGCCCAAUUCCAGAUCAAUACCUGCAACAUGCAUGGGCUCAGUCUGUUUUGCAAGAUACUACGUUCAUUCUCUUUCACUGCGGAAAGUAUGACAGAAUUGGGAUUCGCCAUCGCGCAACGCAAACUCUCUACCUCUCCGAUCUGGUUGAUGUGAACACCUGCAAAGAUCCAGCGUAUGGUAAAUUGCAAGUUGGUUUGUAUGUGGCUGCACUGCACGAAAGAAACGGCGUCUACCGGAAGAUGAGACGCCUCCAGCGAGAAGCUCCAAAAGACGACGGCGUUCCAGCGUCGGACUUCAUGCGCGAGAUCGGCCACCGUGAUGUGGCCUUAGUGCGCCUUGUAUAUGGCAUUUAUAACUCUCCUGUUCCUGCGUCCUUCUUGCGCUGCGGCCCCUCCCUUAUACAUGGGAAAGGACCGGCAACGGCCAAAGAAACCAAGCGAAAAGCAGCUUAUAGUGAAACCGAGUAUAUCUCAAUCACCUUAGGGGAUGAGAUAAGCUGGGGAGCCAUUUGCGUUGUUCAUCACGCUACAUUGUCGCUUCGAAUGAGCGACGGUGGGGCUUUCACUCGUCAAACUGUCGCAAAACUCGCGUUUUCCAAGGAAAACCAAGAGUGCCUUCGACAUGAAUUCUCCGUUUAUGCACACUUAUCCACACAUAAAGGCGUCAAAGGCUUGCUUCCGAUCUACGGGCUGUUUCAAGAUAUGGAGGGAGGACCUCUAAUGCUCGUCUUGGGCUAUGGCGGCUCAUCCCUCUUUUCCCGUGAAAAAGAGAGAACUGGGAAAUAUUCUGACCAAGUGAACGUUUCUGAAUCUGAACGUCAAGCUUUUACUGAUGCCAUAAGAAGCAUACAUGAUGCUGGCGUUCGGCAUCGUGAUAUACGCCCACACAACAUGCUCGUUAACGGGCAGGACGUUUACUUUAUCGAUUUCGACCGCGCACAGAUGGUAGCGACUCGGAAAGGCAGAGAAAAUGAGAUGAUACGCUUGAACAGACUGUUCGAGGAUCCUCUUACGAACCCAGCCCACCUGAACACUGAGAUAACUUCUCUUGCUGGCCGCGCUGUGGUCCCCCUUUGGGCCCCACUAUCUCUUUUCGAUACGUUUCCCGACUGUUCUGUAUUCGUCAGUCACCCCCAGUCAGCUAUCGACACCAGUAUGACUGGAUGGACGUUGCGACAAAUUUUGGCAUCUACGAACUCCAAUCACCAUGAUGAUGAUAUUUCUUUCAAGUUUUUUAUUCAAAUUUAUGAAUUCGUGAGGGUGGAGGCGACGCUCGGCAGUGUGGUCGGUAAUGAGUUUCCCUUUGAAAGUCGACAUAAAGAUCAAGCCAUAUGCCAGCACGGGGUGUCAAUGCGGUUGGGCUGUGAGCGAAGUAGGGGACCUGCAGGAUUCGUAGAGGAAGUCGUGGUACCCUAUCCUGAUGUCCUUUGGCGAACGUCGUGCCCCAAACAUAAAUCCAAUGUCCAUAAAGAUAUGCCGCGCGUGAAAACAGGUGGAGUACUCGACCCAGAAUACAGGCUUGUCUGCCAAUGGCAUUCAACUCUGUCGGAGUCUGUCCUAGUCUGUCUUGAGUUGGGAAUUUUGUUGAACAAGACGGGUCCCUCAACGAAACGCAAAUUAAUGAACGCAGAAGAAACACCAGGCGGUCUCCUUAUCGUUCGCGCACCCGAAUCAAUGCCACACUCUCAGAAUACCGCUCACACGAAACCAUCCUCACGAGUCGCAUCCCAACCACCCCCGUCCUACCCAUCCUCAACAUUAGGCGCAGGCCCUUCUAAACCUCCCUCCAAGAAAUUUCGCGCCGGCUCGCAGCCCCCUCUGGCAGCUCGUUCAUCCACCCUACCCACGCUGCAUGACGACCCUCAGCUUGAACAAGACGUCCGAGCCAUGGAAGAUGAAGCUGAUCAUCUCAGACGGAAUUCACGAGCGCACACAACCAUCGACCCUGCUUUCAAUCCCGCGUUUCAGUUUCCCCCUCGCGCAGAAUCUAGCACGACUAAAGGAAAGUCAAGGAUCGUUGAUACGUCAAUUUUGAUUCCAGAGCGCGAAACUCCGAAAAUUGAGAGGAAUAAGCAGCUGAGGGAAGGCGCGAUGGCUGCUAUUGCAAAUGGUCGAUCGUCACGUCCUUUGGAGCAGAAUGGAAAGGGACAAGGGCACCAUCGGAGAAAGAGCUCAGUUAGUGGUAGAGGGAAGCGCAUAAGCACUUCAUUUGAGACGACGGGCGUUAUCGUUCAACCACACAAUUCUGUUGCUGACACCAGCUUUUACAAACACAUUGACUGCGAUCUCCCAGAGGUCGAACGGAUACGCACCCUUCUCAUCUGGUGUUCUCUUCGCGCUGCAGGGAUUUCCGGUUCGAAUGGCACAUCCUCGAGCAAAUCCAAACCACGCCCUUCAUCAACACAACCUCCCCCUCCGCCAUUACCACCCCUAUCAGACAAGGCUGCACAGUUGCUCAAGACUGCUCAAGAAGGCUAUAUCAGGAUGCUAGCGGAAAAGAGGAUCGAUCUUAGCCUCUUCCCACAACAAGCUGCCAAGGACAGCACGACUGAAGUCCUGCGAGACAAUGAGCAGAACGUGAGGAAUCGGUUAUGUGAGGUAAUUUAUUCAGAAAAUAUUCAGAAAGCACAAGCAGAAGAUGAAGCGUGGAAGAAGGUGUCUUACGACUAUGAAGCGUAUACCAAGAAGCUCCAAACCUCUCUGGACAAACGCAACGCUGCCAACACUGCAACAACGGGGGAACCAUCCACACCCUCGGCCAAAGCCAAAGGGAAGCGCCGCGCAACUACAGACACGGAAAUCAGCGCGCUACCUCGUGAACACGAGCUUUCCUCCGAGUUCCAGUGGAGCUCGUCGCUAGCACGAUCAGUUCUAGGAUUGCGCGAUCAGGAUCUGGGUGACGACCGUAUAGCAUGCCCCUCAUCAUCACGGCGACCAGGUACACAGACCCGAGAAGAGCUGGAAUCGGAGCUGGAUCGACGGCUUCCUCUACUUCAGUUCAAAGUUGACCAGCUGUACACUUGGGCGAACGCUGCGAAGCGGACGGUGGACAUUGGGGAAAUGUCUUUGAAUGAGCGGUUCGAGGUGCUCAAUGCGAAUCUGGACGCGAAGCUUCAUCCAAGGGUCCUCUCGUCUCGGUCUGGGUCUGGGCAAGGGUCAGGAGCGAAUGUUCUGGGGAGCUACGUGCGCCCGUCGUCGUCAGCUGUACCAGGGGGUACGGUAGCCCCAUUGGAGCUGCUCCGCGCGCUGGGGAGGGUGGAUAAGGAGCGUCCGCUUGCGUUGGUGGGUGAUGAAGCGCGCAGAGCGGCGAGGGAGGUGCAGAGGAGGGAGGAGAGUGGGAUUGGGGCUGUGGGGGAUCGGAGGUUGACUGUUACGGUUAUUCCUGCAACGCCUAGAAAGCCGCCCGGGACGCCCAGGCGAGAUAAGGAAAGGGAGAGGGGUGGGACGCCUGGGAGGGAGAGGAGUAGAAGUAGGACGCCUGGGAGGGAACGGUGA